AUGAAAACCUGGUACAGUAGCGCCAGGAGGGACGGGGUUGCUGGAGACGCUAGCAAAACUGAAACGGACAAGGGCUGGGAUGGCGAUCUUUACAACGCAAGCGAGCUCGCAUGUAUAUGUAUGGAUGGGCAGAAGAAGAUUCGGGAAGCAGCACAAAGAAGAACGAGUCUAAAGAAGUGCCGCAGGGAUCUCCGCGAAUAUAAUAUUCCGCUAGCAACCUUGCUGAGCGAAGACGAGACUCGCACGUCUUCUCGUCGUGAGAUGGAAAUCAUUACAGAGAGGUUCUACUCGAACCUUUUCCGUUCAUCAACUCCUGUGUCAAGCCCAAUCAUCCCCACUGGCGAAGCUCCACCACGGAUUCUCCCUUUGGAAGUGCGAGUCGCUAUCAAGAGCAUGAAACCUGGCACAGCCCUCGGACCUGAUUUUAUAUCAGCAGACUUUCUUCGGGCUGGUGGCCAUCCGCUUCAUGUAAUCUUAGCAGCGCACAUGACAUCCUACCUUCAAAAAGAAAGGAUCCCAGACCAGACGCUGGAUGAAGCCCAGCCUCAAGAACAAGCUGGAUUCCGCCAGGGGUUCAGCUGCUUGGACCACAUCCAGACCGUGUCGAGGGUCAUUGAGGUUUGCCGGGAAUACCGCCUGCCCUUUGUUCUAACCUUCGUCGACUAUGAGAAAGCCUUUGACAGCGUAGAAACGAAUGCAAUACUGUCAGCGCUGGUCGAUCAAGGUGUGGACGCGUCGUAUGUGAGGAAAUUAGCCAAUUGCUACGAUCGAUGCACGACUAGGAUACAGCUUUUUCACCGCCCUCUCACCAUACCCAUUGGAAAGGGGGUACGACAAGGCGAUACCAUAUCGCCAAAGCUGUUUACGGCUGCAUUGCAAUGGAUAAUGAAAUCACUUUCCUGGGAAGAAAGGGGCAUACGUGUUGAUGGAAGAUUUCUCUCGAACCUUCGUUUCGCGGACGACAUCGUUCUAUUUUCGAGCAGUACCAAUGAAGCAGAAACGAUGCUCAACGAAUUGAACGAAGCAGGGAAGAGAAUAGGACUACGAAUAAACAGAAAGAAGACACAGUUCAUGAAGAACGCCCACUGCGAGGACGGAAGAGUACAACUUGAAGGCUCCCAAAUCGUGGAAACUUCGUCAUACAUAUACCUCGGACGUUCUAUGCACAUGGAAAACGACUUAAAGGAAGAACUGAAUAGAAGAAUGAGAGCAGCAUGGGCAGCAUUCGCAGCCGUCAGGGAAGCUACGGACCAACUGACGGACCAAGAUCUUCGUGCCCAUCUGUUCGACUCGACAGUCCUUCCAGCGCUCUGUUACGCAGCGGAGACGUGGGCAGACACGGCAGCCACGUCUAGGAAACUACUUACUACCCGCAGAGCCCUUGAGAGAUGUCUCCUGAAGUUUAACCGGCGCAUACAACAUCUAGCCGGUCUUCGUAGCUCCGACUUAAGAGGAAUGUCCCGUCUUCGCGACGCAGCGAAAUAUGCAUCGAAAGCAAAACAUAGAUGGGCCGGUCACAUCAUGAGAAGAAUCCACGAUAGAUGGACUAAAAGAACGCUAGAGUGGAUCCCAAGGGACGCUAAACGCCCCCGAGGGAGACCGCCAACGAGAUGGGGUGACGUGUUCGCUGCACGGAUGGACCAGCUGAGAGCUCAGCUGGAUACGGCUCAAGGAUCUCGUCAACUCACGAAGCUUGAGAACAUCUUGUAUGACAACGGCGAGGAAACGAAACGAGUGGAAGAGAUGCUGGGGCCCGCACGCCCAGUGAAGACGGGCCAUCUAGGUAUCUAA
Messenger RNA from Necator americanus (New World hookworm), 1791 nucleotides. RefSeq lists its product as uncharacterized. NCBI's taxonomy places the organism in Eukaryota, Metazoa, Nematoda, Chromadorea, Rhabditida, Ancylostomatidae. The record is from RefSeq and is a predicted model, not a curated record. The transcript has 3 exons. The coding region runs from base 1 to 1791 and encodes 596 amino acids.